AUGGCGGCCUUGGGCCCCGGAGUCUACGCGCGGAACGACGCGGCCCAGAAACUGUCGUCCGUCACGGCGGGGAUUCCGGCGCGGAGGGGCCAGUCCUCCCCGCCCCCCGCCCCACCGCUCUGCCUCCGGCGGCGGACACGACUCACGGCGGCGCCGGAGGACGCGGUGCAGAGCCGGGUGUCGCUCGAGAAGGUGCUUGGCAUCACGGCCCAGAACAGCAGCGGCCUAACCUGUGACCCUGGCACAGGCCACGUGGCCUACUCAGCCGGCUGUGUGGUGGUGAUUUUGGACCCCAAGGAGAACAGACAGCAGCACAUCAUCAAUACUGCCAGGAAGUCUCUGAGUGCUCUAGCCUUCUCACCUGACGGGAAGUACAUAGUGACAGGGGAGAAUGGACACCGGCCUGCUGUGCGCAUCUGGGACGUGGACGAGAAGAGCCAGGUGGCGGAGAUGCUGGGCCACAAGUAUGGCGUGGCCUGUGUGGCCUUCUCACCCGACCUGAAGCACGUCGUGUCCAUGGGCUACCAGCAUGACAUGGUGCUCAGUGUCUGGGACUGGAAGAAAGACAUUGUGGUGGCCUCCAACAAGGUGUCCUGCAGGGUCAUGGCCCUCUCCUUCUCAGAGGACAGCAGCUACUUUGUCACCGUCGGGAACCGGCACGUGAGGUUCUGGUUUUUGGAAGCCUCCACGGAAGCGAAGGUCACAGGCACGGUGCCCCUGGUGGGGCGCUCGGGCAUCCUGGGUGAGCUGCAUAAUAAUGUCUUCUGUGGUGUGGCCUGUGGCCGGGGCCAGAUGGCGGGUAGUACCUUCUGCGUGUCCUGUUCGGGCCUCCUCUGCCAGUUCAACGAGAAGAGGGUGCUGGAAAAGUGGAUCAACCUGAAGGUCUCCCUGUCUUCUUGCCUCUGUGUCAGCCAGGAACUCAUCUUCUGUGGCUGCACAGACGGGAUAGUCCGCAUCUUCCAGGCCCACAGUCUGCACUACCUCGCCAACCUGCCCAAGCCUCACUACCUCGGGGUGGACGUGGCACAGGGCCUGGAGCCCAGCUUCCUCUUCCGCAGGAAGGCAGAAGCAGUCUACCCAGACACGGUGGCGCUGACCUUUGACCCCACCCACCAGUGGCUGUCCUGUGUGUAUAAAGAUCACAGCAUCUACAUCUGGGACGUCCAGGACAUCAACAAAGUGAGCAAGGUGUGGUCAGAGCUGUUCCAUAGCUCCUACGUCUGGGACGUGGAGGUGUAUCCUGAGUUUGAAGAUCAGAGAGCUUGUCUGCCAUCAGGAUCUUUUCUGACUUGUUCUUCAGACAACACCAUUCGCUUCUGGAACACAGAUAGCAGCCCUGACUCUCACUGGCAGAAAAACAUCUUCAGUAAUACCCUUCUGAAGGUAGUGUAUGUGGAGAAUGACAUCCAGCACCUGCAGGACACGUCACACUUCCCAGACCGGGGAAGCGAAAACGGGACGCCCAUGGAUGUGAAAGCCGGCGUGCGCGUUAUGCAGGUCAGUCCUGAUGGCCAGCACCUGGCUUCAGGCGACCGAAGUGGAAAUCUGAGGAUCCACGAGCUGCACUUCAUGGAUGAGCUGCUCAAGGUGGAGGCCCAUGACGCUGAGGUGCUGUGCCUGGAGUACUCCAAGCCUGAGACAGGGCUGACCCUGCUGGCCUCAGCGAGCCGGGACCGGCUGAUCCACGUGCUGAACGUGGAGAAGAACUACAACCUGGAGCAGACCCUGGACGACCACUCCUCCUCCAUCACGGCUAUCAAGUUUGCUGGCAACAGAGACAUCCAGAUGAUCAGCUGUGGGGCCGACAAGAGCAUCUACUUUCGCAGUGCCCAGCGGGCCUCGGACGGACUACACUUUGUGCGGACCCACCACGUGGCCGAGAAGACCACUUUGUAUGACAUGGACAUCGACAUCACCCAGAAGUAUGUGGCCGUAGCCUGCCAGGACCGUAACGUGAGAGUCUACAACACGGUGAGCGGGAAGCAGAGGAAGUGCUACAAGGGCUCCCAGGGCGACGAGGGGGCCCUGCUGAAGGUCCACGUGGACCCCUCAGGCACCUUCCUGGCCACGAGCUGCUCCGACAAAAGCAUCUCAGUGAUUGACUUUUACUCGGGCGAGUGCGUCGCCAAGAUGUUUGGCCAUUCAGAAAUCGUCACUGGCAUGAAGUUCACCUACGACUGCCGCCACCUGAUCACCGUGUCCGGGGACAGCUGCGUGUUCAUCUGGCAGCUGGGCCCGGAGAUCACAACCUGCAUGAAGCAGCACCUGCUGGAGAUAGACCGCCGGGAGCAACAGCAGAACAUGAAGGACGGGCACUGGAGCAGCCAUGCCAGGCAGGAGACCUGUGUGUCCGUGCCCAGUGAGGCCCGCUCCCUAAGCCCUGGAGAGCAGACAGAGGACGAGCUGGAGGAAGAGUGUGAACCUGGGGAGAUGCUGAAGACACCAUCCAAAGAGAGCUUGGAGCCAGAUCCUCGGUGCCUGCUGACCAAUGGCAAGCUGCCGCUCUGGGCAAAACGGCUGCUCGGAGAUGACGACGUGGCAGAUGUCUCAGCCUUCCAUGCCAAGCGCAGCUACCAGCCACACGGCCGCUGGGCAGAGCGGGCCGACCAGGAGCCCCUCAAGACCAUCCUGGACACCGGGGACCUGGACUGCUACUUCAGCCCCAUGAAGCCUGAGAGCCUGGAGGACUCUGUCCUGGACACAGUGGAGCCGCAGAGCCUGGUGGGCCUGCUAAGCGAGUCAGAGCGUCCCCAGGAGAGCGGCUGUGGGCACCCUUCCUUUCUGCCCCUACAGAGGGGCUCUGAGGCCAAGGAGCUCGUCACCUACUCCCUGGAAGCAGCAGUGACGGUCAUGGGCACAGACAGCCAGUACUGCGCCUGCAAGGUAGCUGAGGGGCCUGCGGACCAGCAAGAUGACUCCUACCUCAGGAUCUCCUCCUCUGGCUCCAAGGCCCAGAGCCUACCUGAGGACUCGGGGGAGUCAGAGACAGACUUGGAGUGCAGCUUCGCCACCGUCCAGUCCUCCCCUCCACGGCCUGACCCAGACCCUCGGUUCGACGUGACGGUUCCCCACACACCAGGAUGCCCGGGGCCUGCCGAGGAAGAGGUGGCCCCGCCAGAGGGGCCCGGCCUGCCCAGCAGCUCCCUGCCCCAGACCCCGGAGCAGGAGAAGUUCCUCCGCCACCACUUCGAGACGCUCAGCGACGCCCAUCCUGAGGAGCUCUUCCACAGGUCCCUGAGAGACGUGAAGGCCUCCGAGGCUGAGGACUUCUUCCUCAAUCCCCGGCUAAGCAUCUCAGCCCAGUUCCUCUCACGCCUCCAGAAGAAACCCAGGUUCACCCACACUUUCCCUCCCCAGCUGCCCCUGCACCUCGUGAAGUCCACGGAGGUCAAUCCCACGGACCAAGGGGAGAGCCAGCCCAGAGCAGAGCUCCUGAGAGCAGGUCCUGGCUACGCCUCCCCACACCAGACCAACGGCCUUUCAGGGGGGAAGGCUGAGGAGCUCCUUGAGACCCUGGAGGCCUGGCGCCCGCUGACCCCGCACCUCGCAGGCCUGGUGCCCUGUGUCCCCUCAUUAGUGCUGCCCACGGACAGGAAGCCCCCGCCACCCGCAUUGGUACCCACCCCAGGCCUGGCUCAGGGUGUCUGCGUCCCCUCCACCCACUCCUACAUGGAAGCCACGGCCAGCUCCCGUGCCAAGAUGUCACGCAGCACCUCCCUCAGGGACCGUGCUGGCCCUGUCCCGGCUGAGCUGGCCGGGCCCCUCUGCAGACCCUCCUCCAUGGGGGAGCUGGCCUCUCUGGGCCAGGAGCUCCAGGCUGCCACCACCACGGCAGCCCCCAGCUCCGGCAGUGAGGGCCGGGAGCCUGCGCUGCGCCCCCGGGGCAACCAUGAGGCCCGAGCCAGCCUGAGACUGACGCUGUCGAGCGUCUAUGACAGCUUCCUGCUGCCCCCGUCCCCAGUGGAGGCAUCCAGCACACACGCCCGCUCCCAGGAGCCCGUGGCCACCCAGCCCUGUGCCGCAGUCACAGCAGCCAGCCUCCUGGCCCCCAGCCCCGUGAACACGAGCGCCCUAAGGCUUCCCGACCCCUCCUUUCUCCCAAGGCUGCCUGCCCCUCAGCCCCUCAACCCUCCCGCCCACCUCAGUAUCUCCCAGCUUCCGGAGAGCAGGCCAGGAAUGCCCGGAAGCACUGCCGCCUUCCUGGAGCCCACUCCUGAUGCGCUCAGUCUGCUCCGGAGCAGCCCUGGACGCUGGGAGGAACCCGGGCUACCAGCUGGGGUCCUGCCCCCAACGCCCCUUGAGCUGAGCGGCAUGACGACCACUGUGCACAGGCUGCAGACUGCCUUCCGAGAAGCCCUUGACCUUUACCUUGUGCUGCUCUCCAGCGGCCAGGUCAGCGCCGAGCAGCAGCAGGCCCGGACUGAGCUGGCCUCCACCUUCCUUUGGAUCCACAGCCAGCUGGAGGCCAACUGGCUGGGUGGGACAGAGAUGGCCCCAGCCCAGGCCCUGCCCAGCCCAGGCCCCCCCUCCCCACCUACACUCUGCCCCCUGCCCAGCCCAGGCCCCGCCUCCCCACCUACACUCUGUCCCCUGGCCAGCCCAGAUUUGCGGGCCCUGCUGGAACACUACUCAGAGCUGCUGGUCCAGACCGUGCGGAGGAAGGCAGGCGGGGACUGA
This is a messenger RNA of Trichechus manatus latirostris (Florida manatee), 4677 nucleotides long. RefSeq names its product WD repeat domain 62 (gene WDR62). Gene Ontology annotation, biological process: centriole replication. The transcript is spliced from 32 exons. The coding region runs from base 1 to 4677 and encodes 1558 amino acids. Gene Ontology annotation, cellular component: mitotic spindle. Gene Ontology annotation, molecular function: protein binding. NCBI's taxonomy places the organism in Eukaryota, Metazoa, Chordata, Mammalia, Sirenia, Trichechidae. The record is from RefSeq and is a predicted model, not a curated record.